CAUCCACCAGCUGAGGAGCAAGGUGUCUGCGGAACAUGAAGUCAUCAAGAAGAAGGAGCUGGAGACUGGACCCAAGGCCUCUUAUGGAUAUGGGGGCAAAUUUGGAACAGAGCGGGACCGAAUGGAUAAGAGUGCACUGGGCCACGAGUACAUAGCUGAUGUUGAGAAGCAUUCGUCUCAGACAGAUGCAGCUAAAGGUUUUGGGGGGAAAUAUGGAGUCCAGAGGGACCGAGCCGACAAGGUAGGUGGCCACGGUGGUACAGGUUAGAGCCCUGCAGCGGGACAGGAAUCCCACGGGUCCCACAGGACCCACUGCCAUAAUCGCAGGAGUGGGUAAAAUGUACUUUGUUGCAGGCAGGAUUGGGUGGGCAAAAACACCAAACUGCGGUAAUUUGUGGGAAAACACUAAAUCUCUCGUCAGUUUGUC
Molecule: messenger RNA, 427 nt
Organism: Terrapene triunguis (Three-toed box turtle)
Lineage: Eukaryota; Metazoa; Chordata; Testudines; Emydidae
Product: hematopoietic lineage cell-specific protein-like
Exons: 2
Source: RefSeq, a predicted model, not a curated record